AUUUGUAAAACAUUCGUCACGCAGCAAAAAAAAAAAGGAAACAAAGGGAAUAAAUUCGAUCGAAGAUCCUGAUCGUCGAGGAGGAGAGUAGAGCAAGGUGGCGGGAGCCGCAUAUUGCGCUAUUAUCGCGAGCAUUCUGGGCAUAGGAAUCGAUCACGGAUAUCUACGGCCGCCGAUGCAUAGUCGCGUAAAUCGCAUUCCGUCCACGCGUUUGCGUGCAACUCGGCGUGGCCCGCUCCUCACUCCCCAACUCGCGGCUAUAUGCGCCCACCGCUCUGCGGCUCGCGCCAUUAUUAUUAUUAUUAAGCGGCGCAAACUGCGAUCAUCCUCCCCCCACCCUGCCUCCCCUCCCACUCUCCGACUGACUCGCAUCAUCCGUUAAACGCGAUGAUCGUUAAACGCCGCGACGACUCCCCCCCCUCCACCUCCUCGAUCGAUACGAAGGAUAUUCUUUUUGACUUUUGUCAAUUCGAUGAGAGAACGAUGCGUGACAACGAUACGAGGAAUAUAAUAUCGAAUUUGUGUUAUUUUCGAAACGAGUCAAAGUUCAGAUUGUUUAAUUUGCACGAAUCGUGUGACACGAAAUUGCCGAUAUUUGAUAUAUAUAUGUAUGUAUGUAUAUCGAAAACGGAUAUACGCGAUAUAACGCGCCGCGUAGCGCGUUUUAUUUAUCCAUUCGUUUAAUUUUCUUCGGCCCCCCCCGUUAUUAUUGCUGAAUAAAUCGAAUGGCUAAUUAAAUGUUUGAAUAAUAUAAUCGAGCCACACGAUGUUGAAUAUAACGAGCGCUAUUAAAAUCGAUAUUAACAGUAUGCUCGAUACGAUGGGAAUCGGUUAUUGUAUUGUUACACGGGAUGGGCGAAACGCGAUUCCAAUUAACGAUCCCGUUUCUCAAAAAUCCCUGUUAAAUCUCUUCGAUCGAUAAAUCGUUCACAAAUGAUACGAAUAAUCGAGAAAAUCUGAUUAAUUUUUGUCGAAGGAAUGUGUUAUUCGAAGCUAAUUUUCCCUUGGGGACUAAUCUCCGCUAUCUCCGCUUUAUACGCGGACGAGACACGAUGGACGGGCGGGCCGUGUGCAAAGCUGGAAUACGCAGCGCACGCCGGCUAUCGGCCGCAUCCCGGCCGGAAGAUCCUUGCCAGCCAGCACGUAGCGGCCAUUAGACGAGAUCGGGAGACACGGUGAAUGCUCGACGAGCUGUAAACGUUUAGCAGAAUGGUCAGUCGACCAAUAUUAUCUUGAAUCAUCCUUAACGAGCUGCGAGCAUCCUCCCGAUAAUGGUAUCGCUCCCUUUCGAUCUGUGUACCACGCGCCAUACUCCCUUCUCUUCGAUCUCGAUCGAGUAUUCGGCCACGACGAGUAUUCGUACACGACACAUACGUCACUGUUUCGAAACCGAUAGCCAAUCUACUCUUGCCUCUCCUUCCAUCCGAAAUCAAAAUCGAUCCAAACUUUGAAUUACCAUUCUCUCUCUAUCUCUCUCUUUCGAAAAGAAAACGAUCGUUACAGAGGAACACGUUGUGGAUCAUCGAUUGCACACUCCCUCUCUCUCUCUCUCUCUCUCCCUUAAUUUAAUUUACGUCUUCCAUCUCGAAUAUCUCGUCGAACAUCGAUUACCGUCGUGGCUGAUUAAUUUGGUCGACGAGCGCUUAGAGGGACGGUUACCACGCAAACAAGCGCGUCGCGAUACCGCGUUGGGAAUAGGGUGCGAUCACGCGUUGGCCAAAACACGUCCGCGUUUUCACCGUCCUCGUACCUCAGAUUUGGUUACGUAAUUCGAAAACGUCCCGCUCUCCUCGCUCCCCCUAUCGCGCCGCUCCACGUUAUAAUACGAAUGCAAAUGCAUUUUCCAGGAUACGAACGAACGAACGAACGAACGAUUCGAAAUAUUCGAAGGUUAAACCGUGCAGCGUUGGGUGAAUUUUGGAAAAAUUUCCGCGAUUCGAUUUUUCCAGGCCCAGAUCAAAUUUUUCCCAAACUUCGUAUCGGGAUUUUUCCUUUUUUCGCGCGAAAAUACAUCAAAACACGUCAAUGAUAACAUCACUUUUCCCGUAAAAUAUUGGAUUUUUUUUUUAAACUCUCUUGAACUCGUAAUAUUUUUUUACGUCGCACGCGAGAGUAAAGAAGAAAACGUGCAACGUUAAUGUAUCGGCCGAGCAGAGACUUUUGUAGAGCUCGCUGCAAGCUUGCUAUAGAGAGUAAAUAGAGAAGAUAGAGAAAAGGAAGAUGGAGGUAGGAUAUGGAAAGCUUAACAACGUGAUCACGGUUCAAGCAUUCCCACAGGAUCGUCACAUCGACUAGUCUACGUUUCUUCCUCUACCUUUCCCUCUACCGCUCCCCCUAUUCGUAGUCACAAAAUAGACACACACGGGUCUGCGCGCGUCUAUGGACUUUCUCGGUCCUCGGUUCAUAAGUCUCGCUUGCUUUAAACUCUAUGUGCGGGAGACAGGAAGGUACAGACGGGUACGCGUACGCGGUUAAACAAAGGAGUAACCGAGCUAUCUAACGAUCGAGCGAGCAGAGUUUACGCGACACACCGUGAAAUUGUUGAGAGAUACGGAACGAGACGCGGAAAUUAUUCGAGUUAAUCACGAUUGCAUCCGGGCCAACACCACUCGUUAAUUUCCAAUCCCCUCGAAUGCCGCGUUAAACUUCUUUUAAGCCUACCUGUUGCGUCUUCCAUUCGACCAUCCUUUCCCCGGAAUCUGCUAGUUCCGUUGGUAAACAUAUUCGAUGGCAAUUACUAUCCCCCGUCUCUCGCGUACCACUUGCUCGAAAACCGAUCCUCCCGAGACCGAAGCGAGGGAAGCGUAACACCGAUAAGUGGAAUUCGUUUGUAUAAUACGAAUAAUAAGGGUGGAGGGAAAACACGGGUAACUACUAUAAAUCUGAGACCCUCCCCCCCUCCCUUUCUUUGAGACCGGGUACACAGCACAGGAUUUACCGCCAAGUUUAGCGCGCAACGAACCACGCCAGGUUUAAAGAAUCACCAACCACUCUAACUCCAACCCCACCUUUCCUUCUCCCGUAACACCUAGUUAUCCUCGGGAUUUACUCCCUCACGGACGAGGGAUAUACACGCGGUCGCAAACACCGGCUAUACACAGAGGUAUAUACGUACAUACGUAGUAUGGUCACGGUGAUUUGGUAGCUUACGCCGUGCUGAAUCCUACGAUACACACAACGUGCAUGCUAGCUAAGUACUGUUCGCUGGUGGAAAGAAGUCUCGCGAAACGGCAACAGGGGUCCCUCGCUAGGACCGCCCAUCCCCACUUUAGACCCUUUAUUGACAAACCACUUGACAACGCUGCAUAACAGUAAGAGAUACAGUUUGAAUAUUCAAAAUCAUAAAAAUUAGUUUUUCUUCGUGAAGUUACGUUAGAAUAGUCAUCUAAGACUGGAAGGACUGAAAUAUUUUCGAAACUAUCAAACUAUUGUUGCAAAUUGUAAUUAGCCUACGCUAAUUAUGAGAAAUAAAAAAAAUUUUAUAUUGUAGAAUACUUUGGAUCAGUAUACGUGACAAAUAUCACUGUUUUCUUUUCAUCAGUUUCUUGGCUAUUUUCUUUUUUUACGGACGAGAAAUGGAAGGACAUGGACAUCGAAUCCCUUCACUCCGCUCGGUUUCCAGUUUGUUGACAGUUUUGCAUCCCGCAAUCCGUCGGGAGUUAAUUCGAUUCCGUUGGUUUCGGAAAGUUAAUGCGGUCGAAAAUACCCGUCGCAUCGAUUGCGUUUACAGAGACGAGAAACUCGUCUAAUUCUUGAAUUUAUCGCCAACAUACGUUGUACAUAUAUAUCUGGUUUGCGUGCGAUUUUCCAACGAGAUUAAAUAUCUCGUUCUACCAAUUUCAUCGAUCUCUCGUAAUCGCCAUGUCCGAUCGUUUCAUUACAGGAUAUCGCUCGAUUUCGGAUCGAUGGAUACGUCUAGCGAUUCUUUCGCGUCACGGAAUUCCACGGUAAAUACAGGGAUCCGGUUCACUUCUCUCUCUCUCUCUCUCUCUUUCUCUCAGAGAUCUCAGAGAGUGUAAUUCGGUUCGUCUUUUAUUAACGGCGAAUUAAAAUGUUAUUUUCCCCACGGGGCGACGAGUAAAUUGCUACGUAACGAGAUAGGCGGAAACUUGAAAUUUUAUAGUGUAACAAGAUAGAAGGUAGCGAGUGGCACGAAUAACGUUGCACGAAACACGUGAAGCGGAUAGAACGACAUGGAUCGUACGAGGAACGCGUAAAGAGGAACGUGUAACAUUAAAAACAUUAUUCGAAAUUUAUUCUCUAUUGAAACAAACGCGUGAAGAUUUUUUCACUGCUUUCCUUGGUUUCUGUUUCGAUAAGAAUUGAUCGAUGUUGUUCGAUUUAUGGAUCCGAAACCGUCCACCAUCAACGACACACGGCGCUUUCAAGCAUAGUUCGAGUACUAAUCCGAGUGACCAAGAUGGCUCAACUUUCGCAGUAAGAAGGGAAUCGAUGGUCCCCACAGAUGGCGUUGACCCGUCAGAUGACGUUCGAGACGUCGACUCGGAAACAGAGGAAUCGUCGGUGGCACGAGGCGAGACGAAGAUCGGAGCUACGACUAGAUUCGUCGAGUUGUUGGCAACUAUAGGCUCGUUCCUGCUGGUGCUCGUUACGUUGCCCUUCUCGCUCUGCUUCACCUUCAAAGUCGUGCAAGAGUACGAGAGGGCCGUCGUGUUCAGAAUGGGACGGCUGAAAGGCGCCGCUUAUGGACCAGGCACGUUUUUCGUGAUGCCAUGCGUGGACAACUGCGUGCGCGUCGAUCUGAGGACGGUCUCGUUCGACGUGCCUCCGCAAGAAGUUCUCACCAAGGAUUCCGUGACGGUGAGCGUGGACGCGGUCGUCUAUUAUCGCAUAAAGGAGCCGUUGAACGCCGUAAUCAAGAUAGCCAAUUACAGCCACUCGACUCGGCUACUGGCUGCCAGCACGUUGCGAACGGUGCUUGGGACGAGAAACUUGGCCGAAAUUCUCUCGGAACGUGAAACCAUUUCCCACACCAUGCAAACCUCACUCGACGAAGCCACGGAGCCCUGGGGUGUCAAGGUCGAACGCGUUGAAAUAAAGGACGUUCGGCUUCCGGUGCAGCUGCAACGAGCCAUGGCCACGGAGGCAGAAGCCGCAAGGGAGGCUCGGGCCAAAGUGAUCGCGGCGGAAGGGGAGAUGCUGGCUUCCCGUGCCCUGAAAGAGGCCAGUGAUGUCAUUUCCACUAGUCCAGCCGCUCUUCAGCUAAGGUAUCUGCAAACGUUGAGCAACAUAUCCGCGGAGAAGAACUCGACCAUCAUCUUUCCGUUGCCGGUCGAAUUCUUGACACCGUUCUUCAACCGUAGCUCGUCGAGCCAGAUCGAGGGCCAGGGGAAUGGAACGGAAUCAGGGGAGCAGGGAUGCGCGGGCCGGCUUACGACUCGGCCUCACGUUCACUCGAACGGAAACGUGGCGACUAAGUGAAGAUAGGUACGUACGUUUUCGAGUUUGAUCGUCUCUAGGCCGGAAUUCUCGCGCGAUCUUUGAUACACGUUCGACUGGAAACCUGUUUGUACACGUUUGCUCAAAGCGUCUCUCGACGAGCAGACGUCGUUCCUGAUCAACGAGUCGCUCUUCUAAAUAAACCGAUGUAAUUCCCAGGGAUUUACAAGGGUUUCGAUCUAUCGAAAAUUCAUCCGACUGGAUCGUCGCGAAGCACGAGUAUAUAAUAUCACUGGGAAAGUAAUUUUGCUUCUUCACACGGGCGGCGCUACUCGAACGUUUAUCCACAGCCAACUUCGUUCUAAACCGUGUUGUUACGGUAUAUUUCGAGAAUUGGCGUUUCAUGGUUUAAUUGUAAGAAAAAUUCGUUUGAUUUUGUCGUGCGGUUGUGUUCUUCGUGAGUGAUAAUGAAGAUACGAGACCAAAGAGAGCAUUCGGUUCGAUUAUAUUCGAUUACAUCGAUCAUAUUUUACGUUUUCCAUUAGUGAAAAGGUUAGGAAUACCGUUCGGGCAAAAAGAAAGUUACGCGAAGUGUAUGGAGAAAGUGUGAAAACUGAUUUUCAAUAAUUUCGACGUUAAAGAUGCGCCAUGUUCUGAAUUCGCAUCGUUCGAAGCAAACCGACGAAUAACAAGAAAUUGCCACGAGAUCGAACUCGUUCUCGAUCGCAUGAAACGAACUUGUGUUUCGUUAUCUUGAAAAAGAGAAACGAAAUUACUUUCCAAUAAAUAAGAAGUGAUUCGAAUCGAAAGGCCAGAAGGAUGAAACGAGUCAUCGGUUGAGGAGUUAGUUCCCCGUCGUCACGUUCCAGGCGUUGGAGCGUAGCGUGAGAGCACGUGCUCGCCACCUCUCCUUCCCCCUCCCCCUUUCCCUGUCGUCGUCGUCGUCGCUCGUUUCCUCGCUUCGAGGAAACACGGGCUAAAGCGGUGCCGCGUACAUAGCUGCCGCGUCUACCUCCUCUUUAUGAAACGAUGUAAAACGGAAAUUGCGCAAGCCCCCGCAUUGAAAUUUACGUAUCGAAUGAUAACGAACUUCCUCGAACAGCCGCGUGGACCUCGAGCGCGUUUCCAAAGUGGAACACGGGCCGAGAGAGAGAUAGAGAUAGAGAGAGAGAGAGAGAGAGAGAGUCGGUCUAAUGGAAAUGAAAUAGGCUUCUCCUCCGUGCGCCAGCUUUGGACCGGCUGCGCGAGACCUGUAGAGGAGACCACUUAAAUUCUGUCUGGUCGCGAUAAAAAUAAUUAAAUUCGUGUCAAAAACAGGGGCGCUCGCGGUGGGUGGAGCGUAAACGGUUGUUGUUGUGGCGGAGCAUCGCGCAAACGAGAAACGAAAACGAACGGAAAGUAUAAAUUUCAAUUUUAUUACUUCGCGUACGGACGCGUUUCCUUCCUUCUUCCAUCCGCUCUUUUAUUAUUUUCCCUUUUUUCUUUUUUUUUUUUUAAAAUUCGCGAACGGAAAAAAAGGAAUGGAAACGGAAAGGAAAGAAAACAAACCGGGAAUAAUAAUAUCCUGGCCGGGGUAAUGUAUGCAGAACAGUUUUUUUUAUAAACAAGGGGAAGAGAAGGUUUAAAGGGGACUAUUAUUUACGCGGGAAAAUUCCUCCGGUGAAUUAUGACGCUUGUUAACCGUGCCACGACACGACGCGAGCGCCCCUCGCCCAGGAUUAAAAAGCCUUCCUCUCCCCCUCCCCUCUUCUCUCCUUCCCCCUCCCUCCUUCGUUGCACACAGCCGCGUGUGCACGAACUGCGUUAAAAAAAAAAAUAAUUCAUCGGAUAAACGGAUCGAGAGAUAAUCGAGAUAGUUUUUUAAGGAACUCGAGGGUAGGAGAGGGGGGGGAGAAGAGGAGGGAGCGGCAUAAUCGCUGGAAGGAGAUUAAUCGUGGCGCGUGGUAAUUGCCUAAAGCGAACUAUUUUGUAGCGAGUAGUGACGAGUUGCGGCUCGUAUUUGGAUCGGACUAAUAUUGAAGAUCGUAAUUAAUAAACAGUGGCGCGGGAUAUUAAUUCCUUUGCAUCUCAAAUAUUUGUCGGUGAAAUUAAUUCAUACUGCGCCGAAAUGUCAUACCGGACACGCGUAAUCCGACCAAAGAGAUAACGAUCGGGACACGCGUUGCCAAUUAAGCUUAUAACCGAAGCGACGUUCCAACCUCGUUCCAAUUUCAUCCUUCGACGAUUUUACGUACCGAUCCUUUCAUCCUUUCAAGGAGAUUUCAUUUUCGUCGAGAGAGAUGAAAAAUUUCUUAAUGGCCAAUAAUGGAGAGAGCUGGAAAUCGACGGUUAAUUAAUUCGAACGAAAAUAACAUUGUUUUUUCAAAGUGCGUGUGGAAACGAACCGCGAAAUAUAAAGCGAAAAUUUCAAUUAUUCGAAAUUCGGAUUCGUUACGAAUCGAGGAUCGCAUCGAUUGUGUAUAAGAUACGUGCGAGGAAUUUUUACUUAAAAGGUUAACGCAAAAAAACGGGGCAAUACCUUUAUGUUAUCUAAACUGAUUUUGAAUAUGUGGCAUAGACGUGAUGCUAUUAUAAAAGAAAGACCAGUCCUAUUGCUAUAGGACUGUAUAAUCGUGUAUAUUAAGUUAUUCGUAAAGUAAUUUUACUUUUUCACACGAGAGUCGCUAGUCGAACGUUAUCCACAGCCAACUUCGUUCCAAACCGUGUUAUUAUAUAUUUUAAGAGUUGGUAUUUCACGAUUUAUUUAUGAAAAAAAAUUCGUUUGAUUCUAUGCAUUGAUUUUUAUAUUGAUUUUGUGUCAUGUGCGAUAACAAAGAUAUGAGACCAAACGUGAAUAUUUUCGGCGUAUUUUACUUUUUAUUACCGAAAAGGUUAGGAAUGCCGUUCAGUCAAGAAAAAAGUUACGCGAAGUGUACAGAGAAAGUGUAUCAACGGUACGCCAGUGUCAAAAUUGAUUUUCGAAAUUUCGUUUCGACGAUUUCAACGUUCUGGAAGAUUGAUCGAAGCCAAUGAAGACAAAAUAAAGGCACCAAUCGAAACAAACCGAUGAAUAACAAUUCGAGAAAUUGCUACGAGAUUGAAUUCGUCGAAUUCGACUAUUCGUGAUCGCAUGAACAAUCCAAUGUUAUGAGCUUCGAACGAACGACAUGAUGGUUUACUUUAACUGUUUGAUCGACGACUGUAAUGAUGCGAAUUGUAUCGUUGCUGAUUUUAUUUAAUCUGUAUUCUAUUUCUGUUCUAACUGAUCUGAUCUAGAAAAUUAUUGCAGGUUUUGAUUUUUCCUCCAAUCCUUAUUUAAAAUGCAAACUGAAAGGAAUAAUAGAAUUGGAAGACGUUGCAAGUGUGAAGUGGCCAUUGUUGCUAUAUCUUUGUUUGGAAAUUUACGAUCUGGAAAAAUUUUGUAUGAAUUUUGAAAUGAUUUAAUUAUUACCGUAGAAUAUUCGAUAUAAAUAUUAAGAACAAGAAACGAUAAAAUGGCAACUUGAUACGUAUUACACGUAUUAUGCAUUUUGAUGAUGUAAUUUGGAACGAAUCUUUUCAAGUAAGAACGAUAUAACGAUAUCAUAUAUUUAUUUUAAAUGUUUCUAAUUUUUAUAGGAAUUUUAUAAGAUGAUCCAUAAACAUCCGUGCAGUGAAUAGAAAUUAUGCGCAUCGAAUAUUUGACAAAAAUAUUUCCACGGAUACUUGUAACAAUUCUAACUAUAAAUUAAGAGAUUAUGGAUACAGAUUUUCUGAAACCAGCAGCUUGUUAUGGGACAAAAUGUUAUAUUUUUGAAGGGAGUAAAUUGUUGCGUAAAUUUUUUUUCAUUAUAUAUAUAAAACAAAAAGUUGUACAAAAUUUUUGUAUA
This is a messenger RNA of Apis mellifera (honey bee), 9248 nucleotides long. RefSeq names its product band 7 protein AGAP004871. NCBI's taxonomy places the organism in Eukaryota, Metazoa, Arthropoda, Insecta, Hymenoptera, Apidae. The transcript is spliced from 7 exons. Gene Ontology annotation, cellular component: plasma membrane. The coding region runs from base 4330 to 5442 and encodes 370 amino acids. The record is from RefSeq and is a predicted model, not a curated record.